Phyllopteryx taeniolatus (common seadragon) is the source of this 3251-nucleotide messenger RNA. Its product is annotated as male-specific lethal 3 homolog. Bases 1062 to 2870 code for a protein of 602 amino acids. The record is from RefSeq and is a predicted model, not a curated record. Lineage: Eukaryota; Metazoa; Chordata; Actinopteri; Syngnathiformes; Syngnathidae. Gene Ontology annotation, biological process: chromatin organization; regulation of DNA-templated transcription. Gene Ontology annotation, cellular component: nucleus; MSL complex; NuA4 histone acetyltransferase complex. The transcript is spliced from 14 exons.
AUUUAUCAGAUAUGAAUACCAUAAGAUCAUAUUUUCCUUCACCACCAAUUUUCUACUGAAACAUUUGUUUUACUCUGACCCACGUCUCAACCGCUUUAGAAACUGAAACUACUGCGCUUUUAAUGUACAAAUGGCUUGCAAAAGUAUACCCAAGCCUCAAACGUAAAUGUAUUUAAUUGUGGUUUCCUCAUGCCACAGACCAACACAGUUGCCGCACAGUUGCGAAGUGGAAAAUUAUACGGUUUCCAUUUUCUUUUACGAAUAAAAUAUCUGACAAAUGUGGCGUGCAAAGGUAUUCAGCCCCUUUACUUUGAUACCCCGAAAUAAAAUCCAGUGUAACCAACUGCCUUUAGAAGUCACAAUGAGUAAAUAGUCCACGUGUGUGUGUGUGUAAUCUAAUGUCAGUAUGAAUCCAGUUUUGUGAAGCCCGUAAGUAGCAACGUGACAACAAAACAAAACAUCGAAUUAGCACUACAAACGCGUCUAAAAUCCUCCAUAACGAAUAAUUUCACACACAAUUUUUUUGUAUUGCUGAAGUGCAUGACCUAUUAUACUUCCCACACUGUGGUUGCCAAUAAUGUUCAAUUUGCGCUGGUUAGGUCGAGUUUUUAGGCUUGAAACGUCAGUCAUUUUUGCGUGUCGACGUCUCGGAAUCCCGUAAUAGCGAUUGGUAGAAUUAUUUAUUUUUUUAUGAUAAUUAUUUUUUUUUUUUUAACUGGAACUUGUCAGCCAAUCGGAAGAGUUUCCCAAGCAGAAGACGCAAUGAAAUAAUGAACUUUUUCUACUUAACUUUAUCUUGAAGGUGGCUUUUGACCAGAUUUUAUCAAGCAAAAAACGUUCCUCCAAAAGGGUUUUUAUUUAUUUUUUUAUUUAUAUAUAUUUUUUUACUGACACUCAAAACUCAAUUUCUCCAGAAUCCAUUAUCCAAUUGUCAAAAUUGUUGCUGCAUUAUACUCAGGUUGAAGUGGCUGUUCCAACCAGACAUUUUGACAGACUGUCAUUUUUUGGCAAAAUUCAAUCACGUUGCUUCUUAAGAGGUUUGUUAGUGAACAAACGACACCAUGAAGCCAAAGGAGCACACCGUACAGGUCAGGGAUAAAGUUGUGGAGAAUUUCAGGGCGGGAUUAGGGUACAAAAAAAUAUCCCAAGCUUUGAACAUCUCACGGAGCACUGUUCAAUCAAUCAUCCGAAAAUGGAAAGAGCAUGGCACAACUGCAACGCUACCAAGAAAUGGUCGUCCACCUAAACUGAAUGGCCGGCCAAAGAGAGCAUUGAUCAGAGAAGCAUCUAAAAGGUCCAUGGUAACUCUGGAGAAGCUGCACAAAUCCACAGCUCAGGUCCUUGAUAUAUUGAUAGGCAAGGGUGAACAUGGAAGGCGAAUCCCGAAGUACUUGAUUCACUUUAAUGGUUGGAGCAGAAGCUGGGAUCGCUGGGCUGCAGAGGAUCAUGUCCUAAAGGAUACAAAGGAAAGCCGCAAAUUGCAACGUAAACUGGCGCGUGAAGCUCUUGGUCGCAUGAAGAAAAAGGGACGGGCCAAGAGGCGACAUCCUUCUGGCACUAAACCCUCCCUGAAGACUCUCCCUAAGGAGGACGACAGUGAUGACACAUGCUUGAUUUCAUCUUCUGGCAGCAGUGAGGGAGAGGGUUCUGAAGCAGAAUCUUCGAAUAGCGGGGACACUACAUUCUCUGAAGACAUCAAUAAAAUGAAAGUUGAGCCCGAUAUCAGUGUCAAGAGGGAUGGUGAGGAAAGGAUAGUACAUGUUGACAUCGCUAUCCCUGAUAUCCUCAAGAAGAAAUUAGAGGAUGACUGCUUUUACAUCAAUAAGAGGAAGAAGUUGGUGAUGGUUCCUUGUCAGACGAAUGUUGUGCAGAUCUUGGAGUCCUAUGUAAAGCACUUUACUAUCAACAAGGCUUUCAUGGCCAACGAGCGGUACAGGCGGCAGCAACAGCAGAGUACGACACAGAGCAGCAGCCCACAGCCAAUCCCUCCAGAGAAGAAUGAGGAGUUGUGUAAGGAAAUGGUUGAUGGCCUGAGGAUCACGUUUGACUUCACUUUACCCAUGAUCCUCCUCUAUCCGUGUGAGCAAGCUCAGUUCAAAAAGGUCAGCUCUUCUCGGCUUUUCUUGGCCGUCAACGAAGGAUCCCCGUGCCCCAGCAACACCCAGCGAGAGCGCAGUCCCAGCCCGGCGGGUCACAACCCUCCCACGCCUCAGUCAACAGACAGCCAGCCAGCCCUGAGUGACGUUUCCACCACUACGCCCACCGCUCCCACUCCAAAGCGCCGUCGCCACCCUGACAUGGACUGUAUCUCGUACCAGUCCCAGUCGCUCAGGCGUUCCACGAGGAAUACGCCCGGAGAACGCCUGGCGGAAGGGAGCAGUGGCGGUGGAGGCAGUUCCACAGCAUCGCCACAACUCAAACGCCGCUUGAUCGACAGCUCAUCGCAGUCAAAAUUCAUUCUCAACCUUGACAGAAAAACUCCAGUACAUAGUGGUUCAUCAUCCCCGUUGCCCUUGACUCCAAGUAAAGAACGAAGCGGACCUUUUCACGGCCUUGAGAGCCGGCGAAAUAAUGAGCUCAACGAGGUCCUGAGUUGGAAGCUGACCCCUGAUAACUAUCCCUUGAAUGACCAGCCUCCUCCACCCUCCUACCUGUAUGGAGUGCAGCACCUUCUGCGACUUUUUGUUAAGCUACCUGAGAUCCUUGGAAAGAUGCAGAUCCCUGAAAGGAAUCUAAGGGCCUUGGUCAAACAUCUUGAGCUCUUUCUCAGGUUUCUGGCCGAGUUCCAGGAGGAUUUCUUUCCUGAGUCUGCUUAUGUGUCAGCAUCCGAGGCUCACAAUAACAUGAAGCAACCAAGGCCUGUUUACUGAAAAGGGCGGAUGCUCUUUUUUUCCCUUUUUUUCUUGUCUUCACACUAACAUAAUUUAUCAGCAUGACUUUGGAUUUGUACUCAGAGAAAUAAAACAUAUGGAGUUACCCCCUCUAAAAGCACUGUUCUCAAUUGUCUUGAGAGGACUUAACAGAGUCCUCUCAAAAUCUAUGAUCGCAAGUGUCAAACUCAAGGCCUGGGGGCAAGAUCCAGUCCGCAACAUCAUUUUAUGUGGCUCGCGAAAGCAAAAUGGAUGUUCACUCCAUGUUUUUUCUUACUAAAAUACCAAAGUUGCCUUCACUUUUAAUAACAUUGAGAUAUUGCAGCCUUUUUUGUUAUCAAUGCCCAUUUUAAGAAUAAAUGAAAUAAUAGUUGAACAAUA